This is a messenger RNA of Fragaria vesca subsp. vesca, 1222 nucleotides long. Its product is annotated as GDSL esterase/lipase 1-like. Bases 20 to 1114 code for a protein of 364 amino acids. The transcript is spliced from 5 exons. NCBI's taxonomy places the organism in Eukaryota, Viridiplantae, Streptophyta, Magnoliopsida, Rosales, Rosaceae. Gene Ontology annotation, molecular function: hydrolase activity, acting on ester bonds. The record is from RefSeq and is a predicted model, not a curated record.
AGAGUAAACCAUAACUAAAAUGGCAAUUGUCUUAAAGUUUCACAUACUUGUCCUGGCUUUUUGUGCAAGCCUUCUCAGUCCAACCAUCUCUUAUGGCCAUCCUGGUCUUCCUAAAGAGCAUGCAGCUUUGUUCAUCUUUGGUGAUUCACUUUUCGAUGUUGGAAAUAAUGACUACAUAAAUACUUCCACUAACUUUCAAGCAAAUUUCUCGCCAUAUGGGGAAACCUUCUUCGGGUACUCCACUGGUAGAUUUUCAAAUGGACGUCUAAUCCCGGAUAUCAUUGCCGUAUAUGCAGGAUUGCCACUCAUUCCACCGUAUUUACAGCCUGGUUUGGACAACUAUACUUAUGGGGUCAACUUUGCAUCAGCUGGGGCUGGCGCUCUGGCUGAAACUCAUCAAGGAUUUGUGAUAGACCUGAAAACUCAACUCAGUUAUUUCAAUAAGGUGGUGAAGCAGUUGAGGCACAAGCUAGGUCAUGCGGAAGCCUACACAUUUCUGUCUGAAGCUGUUUACUUAUUUAGCAUCGGAGGCAAUGAUUACCUUUACCCAUUCGAAACAAAUUCUAGCAUCUUUGAGUCUCACUCACCUGAACAAUAUGUUGGAAUGGUCAUUGGCAACCUGACCAAAGUGAUCAAAAAAAUCUACAAGCAUGGAGGAAGAAAAUUUGGGAUUACAGGUGUUGCACCUCUUGGUUGUGUACCAUCUGUGAGGGCAACUACAUCGGGAAACACAGGCGCCUGCGUGGAAGAAAUGAAUGCGCUAGCGGUACUACACAACACAGAACUUUCUGAAGCGCUUUUAAAGAAGAAAGGAAAGCUCCAAGGAUUCAAAUAUUCAAAUCCAGAUUUCUAUACUUACCUAAAUGGAGUAUUUAACAAUCCUGCAGAUUAUGGUUUCAAGGAGGGCAAGACAGCAUGUUGUGGCUCUGGUCCAUACAGAGGAAUUUCGAGCUGUGGAGGAAAGAGAGGUGUGACAGAUUACGAAUUAUGUGACAAUGUUACUGACUAUGUCUUUUUUGACUCUGUGCAUCCAACUGAAAGGGUUUAUGAGAAAGCCUCCGAGUUAUGGUGGAGCCAAACUCCCAAUGUCACAGGGUCCUCUAAUAAUCUGUAACAGCUUUUCGAAGUUUAGCUGAAUAUGGAUUCGUUAGAUUCAAUAAGCAAUAUCAGCAUUUUGCUGAUGCACUAUCAUUUACAAAUAAACUGGAAUGUUUGAUAGAUC